Serpula lacrymans var. lacrymans S7.9 is the source of this 710-nucleotide messenger RNA. RefSeq lists its product as uncharacterized. The transcript has 3 exons. Bases 31 to 567 code for a protein of 178 amino acids. Gene Ontology annotation, molecular function: zinc ion binding; guanyl-nucleotide exchange factor activity. Gene Ontology annotation, cellular component: membrane; cytosol. Lineage: Eukaryota; Fungi; Basidiomycota; Agaricomycetes; Boletales; Serpulaceae. Gene Ontology annotation, biological process: post-Golgi vesicle-mediated transport; small GTPase-mediated signal transduction. The record is from RefSeq and is a predicted model, not a curated record.
GAAUGGAAAAUCUAUAGUAGUGUCCAUGAUAUGCCAACAGAACUUCCUACUACACCUUUGGAAGAGCGUAUACCGUCGUUCCCACCUGGAAUAUGGGAUGCUCUGCAAAGACCGGCAGCAGCUGGACCUGCUACUCGAACGCUUGCCUCGUUUCCCAACGGAGUCUUAGAUGUUUAUGAGUCAGAUGCUUCAGACGAAGGGACAUCACUGAAUAAAUUCGACCUUGUCUGUCCUCAAGAUGGAUGUGGCAGCAUCAUCCUUAAGAGUGGUGUAGGGAAAUGGGUAGAGCGUUCGAGUGUCGAACUAGAUCCCCCGAACCAACCUGUUCAUCCUAGGCUUCCAGCUCUUCCGGCCCCUCCUGCUACAGCACAUUGGUGGCUGAUCACUCCUUCUCCGAUGGCAUUCGAGAAUAUUGGUUUUACACAACCGGUGCAAUCCGCAAAUGCUGGAGCCAAGAAGCUUAAGCUCCUCAUCUGCGCAGAAUGUGACCUUGGAGCCUUAGGGUGGAGUGAAGAAGGAGGAACUGAAUUCUGGUUAGCUUGCUCAAGAGUAAAUUACCGAGCUUAAAUGCGAAGUUCAACUUCAUACAUGUGUAGUAUUCUUAUAGGGGAAGCAGAGAGAUUUCGGUAUAAUCAUGUACACAGAAUACAUCCAGCAUGCAUACAGUUCUGUGGUUUGGGUAAUCCAAGAUAUUGUUCCGGAAGAGCAGU